AUGAGUUCGUAUUCAUGUGGAUCAGGUUAAUACUCUCUAUUUCAAGGCACAUCUACACUGGGUUGUAGAAGCUAGACAAAUUUUUGUGGAACAUUCUCAAAAUGUCUUUAAGUAACUGAUAAAUUUGAGCCAUAUGAUUAUGGAUGCUGUAGGGAAGAUUAUCUUUAUUCCAGUGCAUCCAAUAUCAUAGUUUAUAUUCUAAUUAUUCCAAUAAUUGGGAUUGGAAGUUUAGGAGCUUUAGGAGGUUAGAUUAUCAAAUUUGUACAUUAGGUGGUGUGGUCAAAAGGCCAUUUUUAGAGGCUAUUCUAAAUUUCAAUUCAGGUCCUUCAGGAAAUAUAACAGCAUGUCUUAUGUUUGGAGCUUAAUUAGUUAAUUAGAUAAUUAUCACAUUCUAGAAGUAAUAAAAUUAUAGAAUGAAAGACAUCCAUACCAUCCUUAACGUCCUGUUGUAAAUUAUGAGGUUGGAAUGAUUUAUGCCUUAGCUAUUCCACUUUCAAUGUAAUUUGGAGAAGAAUUAGCAAGUUACAUGCCGUUAUUACCAGUUUUAACACUUUAGAUGAUGUUUUUUAUUGUCAUUCUUCCAAUUUGCUUAUUAUAUGCAAAAAGACAAGAAGUUGUUGAAUAAGAAUAAGAUGAAGAUUAUACUGAUUCUCAUAUUUCUAUGACAACAGCUUUUAAAGGUUCAAUUUAAGAUGAAGCAUAGGCUGCCUUAAUUUAUAAAUAAUUUUUAAACGAAUCUCAUUAAAUUUUACCUCUAAUACCUAUACUUAUUACUUUUGGAAGUUUUGCAGUUAACGAAGCAGUCAUACUUUCAAGAACAACACUUUAUUAAAUCUCACCUUAUUAUUAACAAAAUGUUAAUAAUCCAAAUCCUAAAUUAGAUCCAUGUAAUUAAUGGAAUUUAUAUAUGAUGAUUUUAUUAUUUGCAGUCAACAUUAUUAUUACAGGAUUAACUUUAUUAUAUUAUAGAAGCAAAGAAUAAUUAAAGGAUAGUGUAAGGUAUAAAUUGAAGGAAAGAUAUUUUACUCCAACAAGAAGAUUCUUUAAAAUAUAUGGAGCUGGAUGUGCAACUGGUUUUAUAGCAGGAUUUUUAGGUAUGGCAGCUGGUUUAACAAUGUUUGUAACAAUGGUAUAAUUUGGAUUAGUUGCUGCAUCAGCAGGAGCAACAGCUAAUUUUGGUUAUUUUAUUGUAUGUUUAUAAGUAUUUGUAUCAUUCAUGGUCAGCGAUUCUGGAAUGCCAAUUGGUGAUUAGUUUUUCUUUUAUGGAAUAGGAGUAAGUGUAAUUUUUAAUCCUUUAGAUUUUAGGUGUUUUAAUUUUCACAAACUUAGGAUAUUACUAUAUUAGUAAAUAUAAAAUUGGUCAUAUAUUAUUUUAUAUUGAUUUUGCUAUUGUUGUCUUAAAUAUUGCAGGUAACAUUGCAUGGGGAAUAGAGUAAGAAGACAGAUAAGGUUUUUUUUCUAUUGUAAGUAUAUCUAAUACCUGUGGUGGAUGA
Paramecium primaurelia is the source of this 1493-nucleotide messenger RNA. Lineage: Eukaryota; Ciliophora; Oligohymenophorea; Peniculida; Parameciidae. The record is from the annotation of a GenBank genome assembly.